AUGAAAGACGUCAUCGAGAUGAACAUGGAUCAAAAUGCGCUGCAUAUGCACGAUGAAGAUCUGAUCACGUACCAUGAGCUCAAGCUCCCAGAGUGUGACGAGUUGGUCCACGAGCUUGAGCCGUACUCGGCUCAGCUUUUUGGCAAGCAUGGCUCGCCUGACUUUCCGACUGUUGAACAGGACGAGGCCUGCAAGAUCAUGUGUGCUAGGAUUCAUCACCACAUUGAAUCGAUCUGCCAUCUAGCGUUGGCGGAUAAAGAGGGCGAUAUGGUCGUCGGAACGGAUUCCCCAGGGAAAGAAUCGAGCCGCUCUUCGUCCGAAACAUCUCCGUCGAGGGGUUCGAUCACACGUCUUGGUGCCGAUCGCCGUUGUAGUGCCAUGGUUGCGGACUACAUUAACCGCUUCCAAGAGACUCAAAUGUUCAGCAUGUUUACACUGCAAGCCCAAGACGCGCAGAACGAAAGUGACGAAGGCGAUGCCGAACACGACGACAGCGAACACGAUGAGCACAACGAUGAAGAGUAUCACUAUGAGAUUGAAGAUGCUUCGUUUGCUCCCAACAGGAAUAGAUCUCUAGUAGCGGAAUAA
Molecule: messenger RNA, 588 nt
Organism: Phytophthora sojae
Lineage: Eukaryota; Oomycota; Peronosporomycetes; Peronosporales; Peronosporaceae
Exons: 1
Coding region: 1-588 (195 amino acids)
Source: RefSeq, a predicted model, not a curated record